Messenger RNA from Salvelinus sp. IW2-2015, 2213 nucleotides. NCBI's taxonomy places the organism in Eukaryota, Metazoa, Chordata, Actinopteri, Salmoniformes, Salmonidae. The record is from RefSeq and is a predicted model, not a curated record.
UUGACAUAGUUAGCCUACGCUAAAGGCAGUCUGUUUGCCCCAGCACAGGACGAGGGAAUGGGCUAGGCUGAAUCAAGCACUCCUGCGUGAAGACAACUUGUGCUCUCCUCCAUCUAACCCCUUCCCCUCCUCUCUCCCGGCCCCUGGGUCAGGGAAUGUGCCAGCCCCGGAGAUGCCUUACGUGGAUCGGCAGAACCGGAUCUGUGGCUUCCUGGACAUCGAGGAAAACGAGAGCAGUGGGAAGUUCCUGCGCCGCUACUUCAUCCUGGACACCCAGCCGGGCAGCCUAGUGUGGUACAUGGAUAACCCUCAGAACCUGCCCAUUGGUGCGGUCUGUGUUGGCUCACUCAAACUGACAUACAUCUCCAAGGUCAGCGACGCCACUAAGCAAAGACCAAAGGCGGAGUUUUGCUUUGUCAUCAAUGCUGGCAUGAGGAAAUUCUUCCUCCAGGCCAAUGAUCAGCAGGACCUGGUGGAAUGGGUGAAUGCUCUCAACAAGGCCACCAAAAUCACUGUGCCAAAGUCAUGUAAUGCCCAACAGAAUGUGGAGAACCAGAAAGCUCUUCUGGACAUCCUGGGACCCAAGAAGCAGGUCUCCUACAGGACUGACAUCAUUGGGGGAGUUCCCAUCAUCACCCAGACGCAGCAGGAAGGGGGUGAGGGCCAGGAGGGUUCGGAGCGUGAGUUGCUGCGGAGGUCGUACAGCCAGCUGCCAUACUUUCUGGGAAGGCCGACCCAGGACCGGGCGGUCAUCAAGUCUGGCUACUGUGUGAAGCAGGGAGCUGUGAUGAGAAAUUGGAAAAGGAGAUAUUUCUUACUGGAGGAGAACUCAAUGAGUUACUUCAAAUCAGAUCUGGAGAAGGAGCCUCUGAGAAUGAUUCCAUUGAAAGAGGUCCACAAAGUUCAGGAGUGCAAACAGAGUGACAUCAUGAUGAGGGAUAAUCUCUUUGAGGUCGUCACCACUUCUAGGACUUUUUACAUCCAGGCUGACAGUCCAGAGGAGAUGCACAGCUGGAUCAAGGCUGUCUCUGGUGCCAUCGUAGCCCAGCGGGGACCUGGGAGAUCUGCAGCCACAAUGCGGCAGGCCAGACGGCUGUCAAACCCCUGUAUACAGAGGUAUACGGCCCGAAUCGGGGAGUGCAGCACUCUCCUGCAGCUGUGUACCUGUCUUAGAUGUCUCACAUCCUGCCUGUCUCUAGUUCUACCUCCUGUCCGCUGCCUGUAUGUGUGUUUACUCUCUCAAACUGUUGACUUGCAUAACCCAGUUAACUUCUCAUUUUCUAAGCCAAGACAACUUGAAGUCUGAAUUAAUGUUGUCUUUGGGAACUAAACCCUAGUCUUCUUAACAUCAAUAACAGUUUAGCUGUUGGUGUGUUUUGUGUUCUGCAUGUUUGUAUGAUGACGACUUCUGUAUAAGCACAUGUACUCUGAAGCUCUUAAACUAACCGCCCUGGCAUACUUGAAGAAUCACUCAGCCCUUUGUUUACUCACACAUAAGCAGUUGCGGUGUAGGUGUUUCCGUUGCAUGGUCUGCUUCAAGUCAUGCACAUAUGUUUUGGCAAAUGUUCUGUGCCCGGCUGCAUGUUUGAAUGCAUGAUACAGAAUUAUGAUGACUUUGGUGAUGCUUUACACAACAUAGAUUUGGUAGAAAAUAUAUUUUUGAAUAGCCAGCAAAGGCAAUCGGGAGUUAUUUAAGUAUCCGUCACUAACUCUUUUUGCUGGGUAAAUGGAUUGGGUAAGUAGGUGCUACUGCGUAUGUUCCCUCCCAAUAACAACACCAACUGGUCACUGACAUGUUUUUCUUUUUUACUUACUUUAUUCCCCACCCCCUCUUGUUUUGUUUUUUACAGAGAUUGAAAUCUGACAGUGAAAUACUAACUUUAAAAAAAUGAGCACUACCACUUCUUCUGCUUUUCACUACCACUGCACUCCUCCCUGUACCCGUCACUGCUCUGCUAGCACUUCUACGGUCUGCAACUGCGGCUACCACUACUUCUACUACUACCACUGCUGCUGCAUCAGCCGCUACACCAAAAGUCUGGCACUGGCUCUAUUCACAACUCACCAUGUUUCCCAUCUGACUGUGAUUCUGUGGGACACACGCCUCCCUCCUCUCUCAGCAGGAGCACUGUGGCCGUUCCUCCCCUUCCACAUUCUACCGCAGCCAACCGGGGCCCCCCGUCCCUUGCUCGCCCAUAUCUGCAGUGCCACCC